AUGGGCGCACGGGAACUUGCGCGCUCGGAGCUCGAGCACUCGGACUCGGUCAACGACAUGCUGGCCGAGACGGCCUUUCCUGGCGGCAUGGACGACUUGGCGACCCUGGUGAUGCUCUUUGGUCGCAACCGGUUUAGCGCCAUUCGCCACCGCAUCAACGACGACGACGUGGACGACGACGACCUCGCCGCCACCAACAAGGAGGGACAUACGAUCCUGUCGCUCGCCGCCAAGUUUGGCCGCGUCGAUCUCGUGCGCCUCGUCGUCGAGAACACGCGCUUCUCGGCCAUUCCCGACUACGAAUGGGCACCAAUCGCGGCGGCCGUCGAGCACGACCGGUUGCCCGUGGUCGAGUACCUCUUUGCUAGCGUACCUGGCGCCAAGGACGCCACGUCGCCCUCGACAGGCGACUCGCUGUUGCACAUGGCGAUCCAGCACUUUUCGCACGACGUCUUGCGCUGGCUCUUGGAGCACUGCUCGACCAAAACUAUGAUCAACUUGCGCGGCGAGACGCUGCUGCAUCUUGCCGUCCGACUUAACAACGGCGCGGCCUUGAAUUGGCUCGACGCCAGCGAGUGGCAAGUCGACGCGCAGACCGCGGAUGGCAGCACGGCGCUGCACGUUGCUAUCGAGCAUCAUCUUGAGAACGAAGACAAAUUGGUGUCCAUUUUGCAGCUCUUGCUGUCGCGCAACGCAUCGGUCGACAUCCCGAACCACGCCGGUGUCUGCCCAGUCGAUUUGGCUUCGCAGAGUGUCCGCAUCCGCCGCCUCUUGCGCUCCGAGCCGAUCUUCCGCCGCGACUUUGCACUGCACUGCAUGGUCCGCAACGGCAAUGUCGCGUACGUCACUGGCUGGCUUGUCGAGAUGAAGACGACGCACCCCGAGCCCGCAGCAUAUGCACAAGCGAUCGCGACUGCCCUUGGCGCCACCGACAUGGACGGUCGCACGAUGCUAAUGUUUGCCGCCAUGGACUUCAACGCGCGGGACGGCCAAGCGCAGCUGUUCGAACUCCUUUUGCCGCUGAGCGACCCGGCAUCGCUCCAGCUCCGGGAUCACGAAGGCAAGACUGUCGUCGACUACCUCGUGGCGGCGGGCGUCACAUGCAUCGAAAACGCCGAGAACUGGUCCAACACCAAGCUCGUCCAGCUCGUCCACGCAGUGUGCCACCGCGGACAGCUACCGUACCCGAUGCGCAUGACGCAAGGCCUCCAGUCGGGCGCGACGCCGACGCAGUGCCCCGCGCUCUGUAAGUGGUCGCAUCACUCGUCGAAAAGCACAAGCCUCACCAAACUGGCGGCCGACGGUCGUUGGGACGAGCUCCAGCAGCGACUCGUAGCGACACUCGACUUUCCAGGCAUCAACGAGGUCGAUCUCAAGGGCUACGCAGUAUUGCACCACGUGUGUGCGCUUGGCGACAAAAGCACACUCAAGUUGCUCUUCCACCAGACGCACUUGGACCUGGACUUGCCAACGUCCAAGGAGAACAAGACGGCGCUGUUUCUGGCAGCCGACAAUGGCUACCACCGCAUCGUCCGCGCGCUACUUCACGCUGGUGCGAAUGCCAACGUCAACUACGCUCUUCACGGCGCGGCGCUGGCGGCCCGACGUGCGGCCGCGUCGGCCAGCUACAAGCUCAUUUACGACGUGUGGCAGGUCGCGCAAGAGUACCCGCUCUUUCAUCUUGUCCAUGUGCCCAAUGUGGAUGCGGUCGUCAAGCACCUUCAACAUAAGCAAACAGCCAUGCACGUCGCCAUGCUAAAGCCACAGCAGCGCAAAGUCCUCGACGAGCUUUGCAACGACGCGAUCGAUCUCGACAAGCAAGAUGUGGACGGCGAGACGGCACUCAUGGUGGCCGCGCGGCUCGGGCACAAGUCCAACCUCGAGUUCCUCUUGGGCCAAGACGUCGACAUGGAUCUCUGCAACCACGCCGGCGAGACAGCCCUCAUGCUCGCGGCCCUGGCCGGCCAUCUCCAUAUCGUCCACGUCCUCCUCGCCAAGCUCGCCGAUAUGGACGUCCUCAACGAGAACGGUCAAAACGUGGUGACUGUGGUCGAAAAUGAGAUUGCGAUCCACAGCGCAGCACCGACCGCCUUGUCGGCGCAGCUCGCGUCGAUCCUCACCGUGCUCCUCAAGGAGGCCCACACGCGGGAAAACUCGGCUGAGUACCGCGAGAAGGUCGCCCACCGUCUCGUGACCCUCUCAACCGACGACGCCUUCCGCACCGACGGCUUUGCCAAGGCGCUCACGUGCAACGCAACGCUUGUCCAAGUCUUCCUCAACGACUGCGUCCGCGUCGACCGGCACGAAGUGCAAUUCACCAAGCUCGACGCCGCGUACGGUGCCCGCGCCAAUCAGAGUGCACUCCACGCGAUCGUGAACCUCGAAUUACCCAACGCCGAGCUCACGUUCACGGCCAAGAAGGCGUGUCUGGAGCACGUCGCGUUUCGCCGUCUCCUGCAGAUCAAGUGGGAGCUCUUUGCCCAGCGCAAGUACGUUGAGCAGCUGCUCAUGCACCUGCUGCUGCUCUUCACCAACACGACGUCGUCGCUGCUCAUUGAUGACUUUGACGAUUCCAAGGCGCCGUCGUAUGCGUACCGCUGGUAUGUAUUUUACGGCGGGAUUGCGGCCGUUGUCUUUGUGGCCGUCGGGUGUGUCGUCGUCCAGGCACUGCGUCCACGCAUCUUUUGGCGGCUUGCGCGCUUCGUCUACGAUGGCUCGUUCGUGCUGGACCCGAGUGCCAAGAUCCCGGACCUCGCGGCCAAGAAGAAGCUCGUGCGCCGUCUUCUCGUGGCCCUCACCGUCACGGUGACACUCGCGGUGAUCACGCCCAUGUACGCUGUGGCGACCCUUCGCCACAAGACGCUGCCAACGUGGUUUGCCCCGUCCAACAACCUUGUGCUGUGGGCAACAGCAUUCUACUUUGCAGUCAACGAAGCGCGUGAGAUGCGCGUGGGGUACCGCAAGUACUUGGCGUCCCACACCAACAAGGUCCAGCUGGUCAUCUACCUCCUUAUCCUGACGGUCAUGGUGCCGAUGAAGUUUGGCUACCUCCCGUCGCCGUUCGCGCUCGAGGUCAUGGUCGGCGGUCUCAUCUCGCUCGCGCUUUGGGUCCUCUCGCUACAGUUUCUCGAGGUAGUGCACUCGGCGAGCUUUCUAUUGCCGAUGAUGGCCGACCUCUUUGGAGACAUUUGGAACUUCUUCAUCGUCUUCAACGUCUUCCAGCUCGGCCUCACGAUCACGUUCUACCAGCUCUUUAGCAAGCACGAGUUUGACGCCGAGCACCACGAGUUUUUCACGCUGCAGAGCAGCUUUAUCACGACGUUCUUUGUCGCGUUUGGCCAAGCCCCGACGUCGGCGCUCGAAGCCUUUGGCGACGCAGAGAAGGUGCUUUACACGUGCGCCGCGGUGCUCAUGAUGCUGCACUCGGCCGUCGUCGUCAUCAUCCUCCUCAACACGCUCAUCGCGAUGAUGAACAAGACGGUCGACGGCGGGCUCGAGAAGGCCAAGACCCAAGCGUUGAUCAGCUAUGCGCAGUGCAUUUUGCGCAUCGAAGAGGCGCGUGGGCUGGACGAGAGCGAGACGUUCGAGCUCCUUCAUCUCAGCGACGCGACACCGGCAGUUGUUGACGAGAUGUCGCCGCUAACGACCAAGCCACCGCCCUCCGAUGUGUGGCUCAACCCCAUAUUUACCGAGUCCAUCUCCAAGGUCGAGCUGGGGCUGAGCGCCGAGCAAAACGCGGCGCUGGUGCAGAGUGCGACGGACCGCGCGGCGUGGGCCACGUUACUGGCUGCGGUGGACACGACGAUCACCGAGCAGCUUGACUUUUUGCAGAGGGGCCUCGUGCAUGUGAGUCACUUUACGACGAUGGACGUGGCGACAGCGCUCCGUGCCGAGCUGGCGCUGGUCGAGAGCACGCGCCAGCAGCUGCUCGACAUUGUCGACGAAGCGCGCCGGAGCCGCGGCAUCUACCGGACCCAGGUGCUGGAGAAGAUGCACGCGCGCAUCAAGCGGCGCCUCGGCAAGCUCGAGGACCACAUGAAGCGGGCCGCGGACGUCUCGUCCGAGAUGGCCGAGCUCGAUGGCCACGGCGAGUGCGUCAUGCUGUACCAACUCGUGCAGGGCACGACCAUCUUUGACGCGGUCACGCCGGCGGCGCAUGCGAUUCUCACCGGCGUCGAAGCGCUUCUCGAUGAGAAGAUCCACGAAGAAGAGAGCGCGAUGGAGAAGGUCGAGCAGGUCAUGGAGAAACUCAACUCGAUCCUGAAGCGCCUCGAUACGCUGGAGCGAGAAGGCAGUGACGACGCUGAGGACAGUGACAAAGACGAGACUUAAAUACCGAAUGAACGAUGAUCAAAACGAUGCGCUGGUUACGAG
This is a messenger RNA of Saprolegnia diclina VS20, 4374 nucleotides long. RefSeq lists its product as hypothetical. Gene Ontology annotation, molecular function: protein binding. The transcript has 18 exons. NCBI's taxonomy places the organism in Eukaryota, Oomycota, Saprolegniomycetes, Saprolegniales, Saprolegniaceae. The record is from RefSeq and is a predicted model, not a curated record. The coding region runs from base 1 to 4332 and encodes 1443 amino acids.